Messenger RNA from Anastrepha obliqua, 1248 nucleotides. RefSeq lists its product as uncharacterized. The transcript is spliced from 2 exons. The record is from RefSeq and is a predicted model, not a curated record. The coding region runs from base 1 to 1248 and encodes 415 amino acids. NCBI's taxonomy places the organism in Eukaryota, Metazoa, Arthropoda, Insecta, Diptera, Tephritidae.
AUGAAUAGGAUCAAACGUAAAGCUAUAGAAAAUCCUGAAGCUCCUCCAGCUCAAAUAUUACGAACUGAAUUGCGAAACGUUUCACCAGCGGUAUUAGCGGAAAUGCCAAACAGAAUUAAUUCCCGAAAAAGUCUUAGUCGUGAAAGAUUAAAAGAUUUUCCCUCGAACCCGCGAACGCUGAGAGAAUUGCAGGAUAUUCCAGGCUUUUAUCAAAAUUCAUUGAAUGGAGAUAAAUUUCUAAUUUACGACUCCUAUGAAAAUGACGAAGACUCAGAAUUUGGGAGAAUACUCGUGUUCGCGACGCCUGAAAAUUUAAGGCAAUUAUUCAGGAGCAUAUUGUGGUUUGCCGACGGAACAUUUAAAACUGCGCCAAGUAUAUUUUUCCAAGUUUUCGCAAUUCUCGGAGCAGUUACACAACCGGAUUCAAGAGGAAAACCACAAACUAUUGGUUUACCUUUUGUCUACGCAUUAUUAGAAAACAAAGAGCAGAAAGUAUACGAAAAAGUAUUCUCGGUUGUUUUGCAAGAGGCAGAACGUCUAGGUAUCGAUAUUUCUCUUCCGAUUAAAGUGAUGACAGAUUUUGAGUUGGCUAUCAUCAAUGCUGUAAAAAUCGUAAUGGGCGAAGACAAGGCACGCUGCUGUUUUUUCCACCUCUGUCAAAACAUGUAUCGCCAUAUCCAAAGUGAAGGACUUCAGAAAAUGUAUUGCGAUCCUGAAGAUCGAUCGGUCAAAGUAGCCACUCAUAUGAUAUGUGCCCUUGCUUUCGUCCCACAUCAAAACAUCGCCCGAGAAUUCGAAACCUUAAAAAAUGAAAUACCGGAGGAAAUGCGACCAAUUUCAAAAUACUUUGACGCUACGUACGUCCGAGGAAAACCUGCAAAAGGCCGACGUAAACAGGUGCAUCCUCGCUAUGCUCCAGAUUUGUGGUGUCAAUAUGAUGCAGUCAUUCAACAAACUGCGAGAACGAAUAAUAUAUCCGAAGGAUGGCACAACAGGCUUCAAGUUGUUAUAGGGAAAGAUCACCCCAGCUUCCACAUUUUUCUUUCCGAGUUGCAGAAAGAGCCAUCGGACACAGAAAUAAUGAUGCGACAAUUGCAAUCAGGACAGCAAGUUAAGAAAAAUAAAGAUUCCAAGAGGUUGAAACAUGAACAGAGAAUAUUUAACAUUGUUUCGAAAUAUCACGAAUAUGUUGAUAACAAUGAUAUUGUCACAUACUUGAAAACUCUAGGAUACUAUAUUCGCAUGUGA